UGCAUUGGUGUGUUUUAAAUGCUUUAAUUUGUUGUCAAGUGAUUUCUUGAAAGUGCGUAUAAAUAGCACGAGUUCAUGUUUCAAUUUGGUGUAGCUGCUAUUUAUACGCAGAAAUUGACUUUGGCGUGCAUAUGACAAGCAAUGUGUAGGAUUAGGGUUGUGGGGGAGAUGCGUAUCAUAUGCACGCGAAAACUGCGUAUUAUAUGCACGUCAAAGUCAGUUUCUGCGUAUCAGUAGCACGAUUUUCAGUUUGCAUUUGGCGUACUAGUUAUACGCAUUUUCACACACACACACACACACACACACACACACACACCUUCAGAAGCUCAAAUCCUCCCACUGAGCCCCGGUUUCCACGAGACUCUCUGACCAGUGAGCGCGUGCGUGUCGGUAAGACCGGACAGCACGAGACCGUUUCAGUAGGCUACCUGAUGAUGUGCUCACGUAAUAGAAUAGAAUAGAAUAGAAUAGAAUAGAAUAGAACAGAGAAUGACCGGUCUGCGAAUAUUGUGGAACUAUUGAUCCUGAACAAAAGGUGAGCUGGUGAGGCGCAGAUUCAUAAAGUUUUGCUGCGUUUUGAUUGGCAGCGGCCUGCGCGGGUCAGAUGUCGCGGAUCUCUCGCUGGAUUUAUUGCGACUCCAAAGGGAUUUGAGCUCGAUUAACGGCGCGAUGAAGGAGAAAUCAAAGACGGCGGCGAGGACGCGGCGGGAGAAGGAGAACAGCGAGUUUUACGAGCUCGCCAAAAUGUUGCCGUUACCGUCCGCCAUCACGUCUCAGCUGGACAAAGCGUCCAUCAUCCGACUGACCAGCAGCUACCUGAAGAUGCGACUGGUGUUCCCUCAAGGUUUAGGGGAGGUUUGGGGUCGAAGCCGAUCUUUAGAAAACACAAACCUUGAGCUCGGAUCUCAUUUACUGCAGGUAAUAAUCAGCAAGAUGCUCCAGACGCUGGACGGCUUUAUAUUCGUGGUGGCUGCUGACGGGAAGAUCAUGUACAUCUCAGAGACGGCGUCGGUUCAUCUGGGCCUUUCACAGGUAGAAUUGACCGGAAACAGUAUUUAUGAGUACGUUCAUCCGGCCGAUCAUGACGAGAUGACCGCGGUUCUGACGCCUCAGCCCUCGUUCCACUCGCACCUCGUCCACGAGCAUGAAGCGGAGCGCUCGUUCUUCUUGAGAAUGAAGUGUGUUUUGGCCAAACGUAACGCUGGGCUGACGAGCGGAGGAUAUAAGGUCAUCCAUUGCAGCGGCUAUCUGAAGACGUCUGCGCUGGACGGCUGCUAUCAGAACGUGGGUCUGGUGGCGGUGGGUCACACUUUACCUCCCAGCGCCGUCACCGAGAUCAAGCUUCACAGCAACAUGUUCAUGUUCAGAGCCAGUCUAGACAUGAAGCUCAUCUUCCUCGACUCCAGGGUUUCAGCGCUGACAGGAUAUGAGCCACAGGACCUGAUUGAGAAGACCCUGUAUCAUCACGUGCACAGCUGUGACAGUUUUCACCUGCGCUGUGCUCAUCACCUCCUGCUGGUCAAAGGUCAGGUGACCACUAAAUAUUACCGCUUCCUGUCCAAACAUGGCGGAUGGGUUUGGGUGCAGAGUUACGCCACGAUCGUUCACAACAGCCGCUCGUCUCGUCCGCACUGCAUCGUCAGCGUUAACUACGUCCUCACGGACACGGAGUAUAAAGGCCUGGCGCUGUCUCUGGAGCAGCUGAAGCCCAGCAAACCCGCGUUCCCUUACGCAAACCAUCAGGAGCCGCAGGACAAAACCCCAGCCUCCAAGAUCCUGGUCCCUCCGUACUCUCAGCAGUUUUCGUUCUUCCAGCCCGAGCGCUCAGAUUCUGACCGCGACAGCCAAUGGGACGGCAGCCCUCUGACAGACUCCGCCUCCCCACAGCGACUGGACACGUGUGCUCAAACACACACACACACACACGCUUCACACACACAUGAUCAGAGAGAGGGAUGGUGGGAUGCCACUCGAGCUCCGCUUACUAAAGCAGCUCAACACAGCCAUCAUACUCACGCUCAUUGGGACGACGGAUCUCCAGGCUCCUCGGGCGAUUCAGGAGACAGUUGUCAUGAAAUCCGGGCGUUUCACGCGAGGGAGUCCCAGAGCCGGAUGGGACAGGAGCAGAUUAAAGUGGAGGACGGCUGUGUGAGCGAUUACUUCUCCUCCGUUUGCCGAGGGCCGUCUCGUCUCGUCCUGCACCGAGACGACAGAGACGGGAGUCCAGCCUCGCUGUCCGGUCUGAGCAGUCCCGGCUCGGACAGACUGUCCCACUACGACGUGAACGCACACAUGCACUUUCAGACCAGCGCCGCGCACAACGGCACAUCGGUCAUCAUCAGCAACGGCAGCUGACCGCAAAACACCCGCCGCUGCUUUACCAGCCUGGAAAAAUCAUGCAAACACGGAAGAAUCUGACCCUGGAGCGCAAAACCAGUCAUAAGGGUAAUUUUUCUUUAAUUGAGAUGCAUACAUCAUCUGAAAUCUGAAUAAAUCAGCUUUCCAUUGAUGUAUGGUUUGUUGGACAAUAUUUGGCUGAGAUGCAACUAUUUGAAAAUCUGGAAUCUGAGGGUGCAAAAAAAUCUAAACAUUGAGAAAAUCAUCUUUAAAGUUGUUCAAAUUAAGUUCUUAGCAAUGCAUAUUACUAAUCAAAAAUGAAGUUUUGAUAUAUUUACGGUAGGAAAUUUACUAAAUAUCUUCAUGGAACAUGAUCUUAAUAUCCUAAUGAUUUUUGGCAUAAAAGAAAAAUGUAUAAUUGUGACCCAUACAAUGUAUUGUUGGCUAUUGCUACAAAUAUAGCUGUGCUGCUUAUGACUGCUUUUGUGCUGCAGGGACACAGAUGACAGCGUUCUCGUGUUGCUGUUUAUACAAGCACUAGUAUCAAGAACACAUGUAGGUCAGAUCACAACCUAAAGAAGGAAGAAAUUAUAUUUUGCAUGAAGAAAAAUAUUUUUUUUUGCACUGUGGCAUUAUUUAAGAACCUUUACUUUCAUGCAAUUUUUUCAGUAUGUACAGCAACGGCUGUACUGCUUUUAAUUUGUUGAUUUUAUUUAAUUUUUUAAAAUAUGAUUUACAGUAGAAGAAAAAUGAAGAAUGCAUGAAGAAAACUGACUUUUUUUGUUUGCACUGUGGCAUUAUUAUCAUAUCAAUUCACCCCGUUAUCAUUAUUCCUAACCCUAUUUACAGAUUUACAGAAUGUAGUUGUAUUGCCUUUAAUUUGGUAAUUGAAAUAAAAUCCAUUAUUUACAUUGAGGAAAUUGAAGAAUGCACAAAGAACAUAAAGUUUUUUGUUUGCACCGUGGAAAUAUUUUUAUAUCACUUCACCCCAGAUCUUUUUAUUUUAAUGCAAAAACAAUUAUAUUUUUCUGGGUUUACAUCAUAAUUACAUUUGUUGUGCUGCCUUUAAUUUGUUGGUGUUAAUUGAAGAUUUCAAAUCUAUUACAGUGUUUUAAAGAGGAUAAUGAGAGCUACAAAAAAAAAAAAAGCAUGAAGAAAAUUGUUUUAUGUUUGCCCUGAGUCAGUAUUUUAAUGUCAAUUAAGAACAUUUUUACCCUAAAUAUCUUUUUUUUAAAAAUGCAAAAUCAAUUAGAUUUUGUAGUAUUUACAGAUUGCAGUUGCAUUGGUUGUGCUGAUUUUAAUUUGUUGAUUUAAUUUUUUUUAAACUAUUACAGUAAUCUAAAGAAAAUAAUACAAGCUAAAAAAAUUAAUGCAUGAAGAAAAUUAGGUUUGCAUUAGUGCACAGCAUUAUUUUCAUGUAAAUUCAAUCCAAUUCUCAUUGUUUUGAUCCAAAAUCAAAUAUAUUUUACAUUAUUUGCAGAUCAUAGUUGCAUUGGUUUUAUAAAAUAAAUCUAUUAUUUACAGUAAUAUAAAACAAAUGAUAACUGCAAAAAUAAAAAUGCAGAAUGCAUGUAGAAAAUAUUUUUUGUUUGCACUUUGACAUAGUUUUCAUUCAAUUCACUCCAAAUCUCAUUAUUCUGAUGCAAAAUCAAUUAUAUUUUGCGCUGUUGACAGAUCAUAGUUGCAUUGGUUGUACUGACUUUGUUUAUUUCAAUCGAAAAAAGUCUAAAGAGAAUCUCCAGGUGCAUCACAGUAAUGACAAAUUGAUUGUUAUAAAAUAAGCAGCUUCAUUUUCUUUGUGCAGAAUAUAAUUUCUUGCAAUUCGACUGAGAUUGAAAUGAAAUUUUAUAUACAAUCAAUUUAAUAAAUCCCAAAAAAUGUGUGUAUUUUGGGGUGUUUAGAAGUAUUUUCUGUCAUUUCGAUCUGAGAAGAGCUUUGGAUUUAAUUGAUUUUCUUGUAUACCAUGUUCUUAUGAAAUGGUUCACAUCAUGCUGCGUCUGCGCUUUGAUUUUUGCAUGUGUGCAUAAACUGUGUAUUUUUCAACCGAAGCCUGUGGUAGUUCUGCAGGAUAAAGUCAUGCUGGUGUUUCUGUCGCAAUAAUGUGAGGUGAGUAUCAGAAAUGACUGAUGUCUGACGUUACGUCCAGAUGUUAAACAUACUGGAGAAUGAGUGUGUGUGUGUGUGUGUGUGUGUGUGUGUGUGUGUGUGUGUGCGGGUGUGUGUGAGCGUGAGCAUUACAGCUCCAAACCUCCACACACACAUUCAUAAUCUUAUUUCUCAAAAGGACAGUAAACAAAUAAACACACAGCUCAAAAUAAUGUGAUCAAACCCUAAACGCUGAGUAUUAAAGUGUGCAACUCCUACAACCAGCAACCAGCCAGAACACCCUAGCAACCACACAGCAACGCAAUAAACAUACCAACACAAGAUAAUCACUACAUCCAAAAUGCAUAGCAAAACCUGGCAACCAGUCACAACACUUGAGCGAGCAUGUACUAGCAUGUUAAAAACUCAGAUCACCGUAUAACCUGACAACCAGCCACAACACGUUAGCAACCACAUGCCAGUGUGCUGAAAAAAACACCUAACACCAUAGCAACCACAUAAUAAUGUGCUGAAAACACUAAAGACACCUAACAAACACAUAGCAAUGCCCACAACAACCUAGCAACAACUAAUGCCACCCGAGCAACCACUUAGCAAGACCCAAGCAGUCACCCAGAACACUUCAGCAACUGCAUAGCAACGCCCUAGGAACCACUAACAACAACAACACCAUUUACAUUUACAUUUAAU
Molecule: messenger RNA, 5133 nt
Organism: Onychostoma macrolepis
Lineage: Eukaryota; Metazoa; Chordata; Actinopteri; Cypriniformes; Cyprinidae
Gene: sim1b
Product: SIM bHLH transcription factor 1b
Exons: 12
Coding region: 670-2355 (561 amino acids)
Biological process (GO): regulation of transcription by RNA polymerase II
Cellular component (GO): nucleus; cytoplasm; transcription regulator complex
Molecular function (GO): protein dimerization activity; DNA-binding transcription factor activity, RNA polymerase II-specific; RNA polymerase II transcription regulatory region sequence-specific DNA binding
Source: RefSeq, a predicted model, not a curated record